Molecule: messenger RNA, 336 nt
Organism: Eruca vesicaria subsp. sativa (arugula)
Lineage: Eukaryota; Viridiplantae; Streptophyta; Magnoliopsida; Brassicales; Brassicaceae
Source: the annotation of a GenBank genome assembly
AUGGAUGAUAGCAAUGAAGACCAGAGACUUCCUCAUCACCGUAACCCCAAAGAGCUUCUCACUAUGGAUUACUUGGCAGAUCUGGGAGUGUUGUACUGGAACUUGAACCCUGAUAACUAUGAGCAUGAUUCUGAGCUAGGCAAAAUUAGAGAUGAAAGGGGUUAUGAUUACAUGGAUUUGCUGGAUCUGUGUCCUGAGAAAGUCAGCAACUACGAGGAGAAGCUGAAGAACUUUUUCACAGAACACAUUCACAAGGACGAAGAGAUUCGUUACUGUUUUACAAGAAGUUGCUAUUUCGAUGUUAUGGACGAGGAUGACCGUUGGAUCCGAAUCUAG